AUGGGCCUGCUCUCUUUGGGCACGCCACUCCCGUGGGAUGAGGCAAAGAAAUAUGCAGAGCACGUCAGGUCUCACGGGAUUGCGCAAUUCCUCCACACCUGGCAUAGGACCAAGGAUAGACACGGCGAUGAGCUACUCUGGGGGGAUGAGGUUGAAUACAUGGUUGUGGCGUUCGACGAAGUGGAGAGGAAUGCCAAGCUCUCGCUCCGCCAGUCUGAAAUCCUGGCUAAGUUAGGCAGCAUUUGUAAUGACCUCUCGGACGAGGCAGGCGAAAAGUUUACAAUUCCGACGUUCCAUCCUGAAUAUGGUCAGUAUAUGCUCGAGUCAACACCCGGAUCUCCCUACACAGGAUCCCUCACCGACCUUCUAUCCGUUGAGAGUAACAUGCGCUAUCGGAGAAGUCUCGCUAGAAAACAUCUGAAAGAAAAUGAGAUACCGUUGUCAUUCACUUCUUUUCCGCGUUUAGGGGCUCCAGGAGUUUUCACGGAACCAUAUUCUGAUCCUUCAAAUGCUGUGUCUAGUCACAGCUUAUUUUUGCCUCAGGAAAUAUCAAACCCACAUGCGCGUUUCCCCACCCUUACUGCAAACAUCCGGUCUCGGCGAGGCUCUAAAGUAGCAAUAAAUUUACCCCUGUUCUUCGAUGAGAAGACACCAAGGCCGUUCAUAGACCCAACGAUCCCUUGGGACCGUAAUAUUUAUCCCGAGGAUCCUGAGGCAAAGGACGGCGCGGCUCUCCGUGAUCAUAUUUAUAUGGACGCUAUGGGUUUUGGAAUGGGUUGCUGCUGUCUACAAUUGACAUUCCAAGCAUGCAACGUACCCGAAGCUCGAAGACUAUAUGAUGCUUUCAUCCCUCUUGGACCGAUCAUGCUUGCGCUGACGGCAGCGAGCCCUUUAUACCGCGGAUAUAUUUCGGACGUAGAUUGCAGGUGGAAUGUUAUCGCUGGAAGUGUGGAUGAUCGAACGGAAGAGGAACGCGGCUUGAAGCCCCUCAAGAAAGACAGAUAUAGAAUACCAAAAUCACGAUACGAUAGCGUUGAUCUCUACAUCUCGGAAGAUCCCCUCAACCGUCCUGCUUAUAAUGACAGUCCGGUGCCGUACGAUACCUCUAUAUAUGACCGAUUACGAGACGCCGGUCUUGACGAUUUGCUUGCAAAACACAUUGCACAUCUCUUUAUUCGCGACCCUUUGGUUAUUUUUUCAGAAUUAAUUGACCAGGACGAUACCACGAGUAUGGACCACUUUGAGAAUAUCCAAUCAACCAAUUGGCAGACAGUUCGUUUCAAGCCACCUCCCCCCAACUCACCUAUCGGCUGGCGCGUAGAAUUUCGAAGUAUGGAAGUCCAAUUAACAGACUUCGAAAAUGCUGCGUUCGCUGUAUUCAUUGUACUGCUUUCUCGUGCUAUCCUCAGUUUUGACUUGAACCUUUAUACGCCUAUAUCUAAAGUUGACGAGAAUAUGCAGCUAGCGCAGAAACGCGAUGCCGCUCGAAAGGAGAAAUUUUAUUUCAGGAGGAACGUGUUCUCGGCCCAGUCUCCUUCAGCGUCGUGCAGUUCAACUUCCCAGGAUGAAAACGGCAAUCCGAAACCCAAGGAGAAGAAGCUUGGGAAUUGUUUUCCAAUCCCUCCACGAGGGAACGAUAUCCCUGAUGGUCCUGUUGAAGACGAAUAUGAGUUAAUGACUUUAGAGGAAAUAAUGCUUGGAAAGGGCGCUGAAUACCCUGGCCUUUUGGGCCUCGUGCGGGCAUACCUCGAUACGCUCGAUGUCGAUAAGGAGACCGCUAAGAAGCUGAACAGCUACCUUGAUCUGAUCAAACGAAGAUCCAACAGCUCACUGCAAACCACAGCAACUUGGCUGCGGAAUUUCGUCCGGAACCAUCCUGCUUACAAGGUCGACUCUGUCGUGAGCCAGGAAAUCAACUACGAUCUUCUCACUGCCGUUGACAAGAUUGAGCGGGGCACACGGAGAGAACCAUCCCUACUACCAGAUGACUACUGUGGAGGUGUUGCUGACGAAGGUUGUUUAUAA
Fomitiporia mediterranea MF3/22 is the source of this 2025-nucleotide messenger RNA. RefSeq names its product glutamate-cysteine ligase catalytic subunit. The record is from RefSeq and is a predicted model, not a curated record. Gene Ontology annotation, cellular component: glutamate-cysteine ligase complex. Lineage: Eukaryota; Fungi; Basidiomycota; Agaricomycetes; Hymenochaetales; Hymenochaetaceae. Gene Ontology annotation, molecular function: glutamate-cysteine ligase activity. The transcript has 12 exons. Gene Ontology annotation, biological process: glutathione biosynthetic process. Bases 1 to 2025 code for a protein of 674 amino acids.